Neospora caninum is the source of this 1047-nucleotide messenger RNA. RefSeq lists its product as hypothetical. The transcript has 6 exons. Bases 1 to 1047 code for a protein of 348 amino acids. The record is from RefSeq and is a predicted model, not a curated record. Lineage: Eukaryota; Apicomplexa; Conoidasida; Eucoccidiorida; Sarcocystidae.
AUGGGUACGCGCGCUGCACAGGAAGGGACGUCUGCGAGCGGCAGUCUUGCAGAGAAGAGACGCCAAGCCGGCGAGGAGCAAGUGCAAACGGCGAGCGAGGGUCUCGCUGAGAAGUUGCUCAUGGGGUGGACUAUGCUCGGCGACACAUGCCCUCAGUGUGUGAGCGUCCCUCUGAUGCGCGACAAGCAACAGCAGCUUUUCUGCGUCGCCUGCCAAGCCUUUUUGCCCUCCAGCGUCCUGGACGAAGGCCCUGGCGCCGAAGCUUCUCGGGCCUCCACUGCACAGGGAAGAGGCCGCGAGUGUGGACGGGCCGACCACGAGAUCGAUGAAGGAGAAGAGACAGGCUCGAACCGGCAGUCAGAAAGGAGAUAUCGACCCUCAGCAGCUGCAACGAAGGCGCAGGCUUCCUCUACCCCCACCGUCGGACGAGGUGUGCAGUAUCAGAUGGUUGCGGCGAUUCCCCUCGAUGAAGCGGACAGCGAGAAAAUCGAAUCGACUCUGGCGUCCUUUAGCAGAGACGAAGGCGCGUCCAGGAGUCUCUGGCUGUCUGGUGGAGCGACGGGGAGUCAACCGCGAGGCGACGCGCGUGUUUCAGAACCCAAACAAGACGAGGAGGAUGAGCGAGAUCGAGUGCAAGACAGGCUGACUGCCAAGGAAAAGUAUUUCCAGGCCUCUGCAGACCUCGUGAGGUGGAGAGAACAAACUCUUCAGCGCUGCGGCGUUUCUGCCCCUGAGAGGCGGCCAAACUACGGGAACGUUCAGGUGUCGCAUGCAGCCGACCGCGCCGCCUCAUGCCACGCUUCCUGCUUGGUCGGUGGACGGCGAGUGGAAAGCGAAAAUAGGACACAAGUGAGCGCGGAGUGUCCUUCUCGUGACGACGCUCUCAAUGAGGCGCGGACGGCGGUUCUGAUGAAUAUUCGACGUUACGCGGCCGCCCUUGCACCCUCUAGCCACAACACUGUGCACACGGUUGAAAGCGACCGGCAGGUGUUGCUGACUCUUCAGACCGCCAUUCAAGUGCUUGAGACUCUUGACGCGCUCUCGUGA